AUGUCCUCUACCAAAGAAACCACUCCAUCCAUAACCGAGCAGGAUGAUCGCUGGACAGCAGUGAACCACUUUCAGUUCCCUCAUCUCUUCCCGCCCUCACGGCCCUACCACGCCGCCAUCGAGCAUGCUUUCAAGAACUCGAUUGAUAAAGGUCUCGAGGACAUAUCGGUAGCCCCCUCUCAGGGCAAAUUCCUCGCCAUACAAUGCCAGAUUAUAGGCGCUAAGCAUGUGCUGGAGAUCGGCACUCUCGGCGCAUACUCAACUAUCUGGAUGGCCAGCGUGAGUCCUGACAUCAGGAUCACCACUAUUGAGAUUGAUCCGCAUAUUGCCGAGAUAGCGCGAGAGAAUAUUAGCUUUGCCGGCCUUGACGAUCGAAUAGAAGUCUUUGUGGGUGCGGCCCUGGAUGUCUUGCCUCAGCUCGACGCAGAGAUUGAACAGGGAAAGAGGGAAAAGUACGAUUUCUCUUUCAUCGAUGCGGAUAAGGAGAAUGCAUUGCCAUAUUUUAAGUGGGUGGUGGAGCAUACGGUGAAAAAGGGAGUUAUCUACAUAGAUAACAUUGUGAGAAAAGGCUUGCUAGCAAACGCAGAGUUGGCGAAGACAGAUCCAAUCGUGCAAGGGAUCAGAAUGGCAGUGGAGGGAGUAGGAAAGGAUGACAGAGUUGAUGCAGUGGUACUGCAGACCGUUGGAGAGAAGAAUUACGAUGGGUUUCUGAUGGCAAUGGUGAUGUGA
This is a messenger RNA of Endocarpon pusillum Z07020, 729 nucleotides long. RefSeq lists its product as uncharacterized. The record is from RefSeq and is a predicted model, not a curated record. The coding region runs from base 1 to 729 and encodes 242 amino acids. Gene Ontology annotation, molecular function: O-methyltransferase activity; S-adenosylmethionine-dependent methyltransferase activity. The transcript has a single exon. Lineage: Eukaryota; Fungi; Ascomycota; Eurotiomycetes; Verrucariales; Verrucariaceae.